Molecule: messenger RNA, 426 nt
Organism: Dictyostelium discoideum AX4
Lineage: Eukaryota; Evosea; Eumycetozoa; Dictyosteliales; Dictyosteliaceae
Exons: 3
Coding region: 1-426 (141 amino acids)
Biological process (GO): sterol transport
Molecular function (GO): sterol binding
Source: RefSeq, a predicted model, not a curated record
AUGAGAUUAUUAUUAGCCCUCUUUUUCGUUCUUGCUUUAGUUUCCCCAUCUUUCACCCAAGUUUGGUCAAAUUGUGGUACUGCUGCCGAUAAAUUCCAAAUUACCAAUGUAGUAUUAGACCCACCAACACCAGUUAAAGGACAAGAUAUCACAAUCAGUGCAUCAGGUAUUCUCGAUGAAACCGUCACUGGUGGAAAUGUUGCCGUUAAAGUCAAAUAUGGUUUCAUUACACUUAUCAAUGAAAAUGUUUCUAUUUGCAGUUCUCAAGACCCAUUAGCAUGCCCAAUUGCUGCUGGUGAUUACCAAAAGAAUAUGACCGAAAUGAUUCCAUCUGAUGCUCCAUCAGGUAAAUACACUGGUAACGUUGUUAUCACCGAUCAAAACAAUGCUGAAAUCGCCUGUAUUGAUGUUGAUAUUAACUUGUAA